Amoebophrya sp. A120 is the source of this 7187-nucleotide messenger RNA. The record is from the annotation of a GenBank genome assembly. Lineage: Eukaryota; Dinophyceae; Syndiniales; Amoebophryaceae.
CUUCGAAAAAGCGGCAAAAGAUGCAGCCGACCAUGAGUCGGAGGGUGGGCCUGAAUUGCCCGACGGCUCCAGACAUAACGUAUCCCUGUUCAGGUACACCGCAGAAGAGGAACGCGAUGCUGCCGUAGAAAGGAUCGUCCAGGCGGGUGACGUCAUAAUUGCCACAAAUAUUUCCGGACGGGGCACUGACAUCAAGCUUUCGGACGAGGUGGAAAAGAAUGGGGGUAUGCACGUCAGCGUUACGUUUAUUCCAAGAAACAAAAGAGUUCAGGAACAAAAUUUCGGUAGAACUGCGCGGACAGGGCUUCGGGGCACAGCCCAGUUGAUUGCGGAAGCAGAGAGAGAUGUCCCUCCAUCUUUGGGAACGGACGACGGUCGGGACACCCUGCUGCAGUGGCUUUUGGCACGACGCGACGCGCACGAGCGUAACAGCAUUCGAAACGCACCAGAAGACAUCCGGAAGACACUGAAUAAGGACAAGGUGUUUGACUCCGCUCUGGCAAUGCUUGCAGAGCUUUCGCUCGUCAGGCCGAAACCCAAACCAAACGCCCCCAAACCCGUUUUGGGAGACGAGUCCUGGAAGUCGAUAAAUCGCCUUGCCUUCGAGGAGCGGUUUGCUCUAUGGCUGCUCGCAAGGGGCGCCGCGCUCGAAGACGCAGAUGACCCCGAGGUUUUCUUUGAGGAAGAUUUUGCGAAACCCUUGCGGCAAGAGAAGGUCGGCAAAACUAGGGCCUCGUCGCCUUGUUUGCGACGACCACUAUACCCGCUCGUCACGAACCCGUACCACCUUGUCAAACAGGCAAACGAGGAGAUAAAGUCGGGGCUCUAUGAUUGCGCCUUGCUUUUGCUCUCAAAGGCGUCCGAGCUGGACGCUGAAUUCAGCGAAAACUGCAGCGGUGGUAUGUGUGUUGAGGCCCGAUACUCUCGCGGGUUCGCCCACGUCGCAAAACAUAACAAGGAGAAGCCUGAAACCGAGUCCUCGUGCGAGACCCAGUACCCAAAAGUUCUUGCUGUUCUCAAAGAAAAAAUUCUUCCACCAUUAGACGCUGUAGAUAUGUGUUGCCAUGGUGCUGGCAAUGAGCAGGGUGUCUGUAUCAAGGACCUUUUGCAUCGUCAGGUCGACCAGCAUCGUGCGAUCUAUCACGGAAUGGUGCAACAAGUACAGUCUGUCAUAGGAGAUCCGGAGGCCGAUUUUGAUAAACGAAGGGAGCGGAUUUCUGAGCAAAUAGACAAAGCUGAAGACACGCUUCGAAAAAGCCGGAAGGAACGCGCAGAGUACGACAAGAUGAGUGACGACGACCGCGUGAAAUUUGUAAAAGACAGAGGGAUAGAGAAUUCCAAGCCUACCGACGAGGACCUCCGUAAUCAUCCGCACUUAAAAACCAAGACUGGUGCUUUGCUCGCCUUCGAAGUGCACGUAGUCAUCAAAGACGACGAAAUUGCAAACGUUGAAGAACAACGCCGAGAGUUGCGCAGAUCCCGAUCCUCGCUAAGGAAAGAAAAACGACAAUGCCGCAAAGAGGAAUCCGCAGGAACCGCGCAAUCGAAAAGAGUCUUGGGGCUGCUCCGUUGGGCUCGGGAGAACAACCAGGAACUCGGGUUCAAGCGAGUUCUCGACAUUACACAAAAAGAUGGCUUCAGGUAUUUUGUCGGGCCAGACCAGGACCACUCUGAGUUUGAAGCAGUUUCGAACAUGCAUAAAAAGUGGGGGUUAAUUGGAGCGCCCGAGUUCGAGGUGUGUCCUCCGUUUGACCGGGGCGCCUUCGCAGUGUUGAUUAUUAUAGGGGUGACGCAGAUGAUUGGAGGUGCGGCUCUUGCUGUUUUUACCCUGGGCGCCGCAGCCAACUUCGGUGUGGGCCUUGUGGCAGAGGGCGUGAGCGAUAUAAUCACAGCGGUCAAGGAUAUCUUGAUCAAUCGGUCUUUCGACUGGGGUCGCUGGGGCGCGGAAAAAGCGGUAAGUCUGGUGUUGAGCCUCGUUACCGCCGGAGUGGGCGUGCUCAAAGAAGCGGCCCGAGUUGCGAACGCUGUGGUCAAGGGCACUGUGGAGUUGAGCAAGCGGACCUUAACGGAGGGCGUAAAAGUCGUGGCCCGUACCGCUUUUAAAGUGAUCAUCAACGAAGGUGUGCAAGUUCUGGCGAAAGUCGCGGUAUCGGACGGACUCAUGCCGCAUCUAAAAACUGCAAUCAAGGUGCACUUGAAAGAUAAGGUGAAAGCUUUGUUGUCAAGCUCUGCUGAAUUCGAAGCGCUGAAAGAGGCGGAUAGUGCGGCUGGAAACAGACAGAACGUGUCGAACGUUACAAAGGCUAUUGAAAGUUUGUUACGCCCGGGACAGAAUGUAAGUCAGGUCUUUCAGACUCUGGCAGGGGAAAUGGUACCAAAACAUGGACGCCCGCACCGCUCUAUCAUAUUCAUAUACAUGUGAUUGUAUCUUGGCAGGCGUUUCAGCUGCGACUUCCUAAUUAGUUUUAUUGUCGCACUUUUUCAAUGUCGGCGUAAUCUCAUUGCCAUUUGUGCAUAAUGCGCGCUGCAGCAUGUUCCUUCAUACGAUGGCUGCAGAUGACCGCUGCAUGAGGAAUACGCAUGAUCAUCAAGAUAUGUGUUUCCCAGUGCUCACUACUAAGUGAGUCUGCGAACCAACUCAGCCACCACCUCUCUAGUGCAUAUUGGAAUUUUCCAACACCAGCGAAAGGAAUUAUCUCCUUGCACCUGACUAUCAGCACACAACAGUACGCGGAAAGAUGAUUCGCUAAGAAUCAUACGUCGUACAGUUGCAGUGUGGGAGGGAGAGUUGCAGUCUCCUUUAGUCAAAACACCACAAGAAUAUCAUGAUAGAGCGGGGGGGGGGCGUUUGAGUGUAAUACGAUUUUGGAUGCGACCAGAGAGUCGCAGGAGCGCUCACGAAGCUCGGCUCGGGCUUAGCAAGUGCCACGAGACCGAGAGCCGGCGAGGCAAUACAGGCAAUAAACCUUGCGUUGACAGUAACAGAAGCCACGGCGCAGGUGACGCAAAUCGCAACGAAUCUAGAACCGCAACUGCUCAGUGUGAUUCGGACGCUGCAUGACGAGCACAAAAAGGUUCUCGAAUACGUAGAGGGACACUACCAAAGGUGCAGUGUUUUUUUCAUUUCAUCAUGAAUUGAUAUGCUAGUCGGGAAAUGCCAUUAUGAUGCUGAUGGAUAAUCAACUUUCACCAAAAUAAUUCAUUUGACGACGCUUUCGCCUAAGAAAAAGAUUUAGCAUACAAUGCGCAGCAUCACUCGAUGAUAUCAAAUGCGCAAGCAAGUGCUAAGGGGUGUACACAUCCCGGCAACGGGGUGGUAGCCCAACAUCAAGCGAUAUCAGCUGAGCGUGUGAGCCCUGCGCGGGGCGCCUGGCGACUCAGCUGCUGGGGCGUCUGCGCAACACUCCGCGUACGUGUCUCUAUUCCAAGGAAUUUUUCCUGGAUGAGUUGCGAAAUGAAGCAGACACUUAUUGCACCCGCCAGACAGGAGUAAAGAUACGAAAUCGGAUUUGUUUCAGUUUGGGGAUGGCGCGCUUGGCCUUGUAUGUCUCGCAGUUAUUGUGGUACAAUCUCGCAGAGGGCCUCCGCUUCCGCAUUUCCGAUGAUGCAGUGGCGGUGCCUGUCUGUGUUUCUCCUGACCUACUUCUUCAUUGUGAGAUAAAUCGCAGCCGAACCUUCCGACCUUUUUCAUUCCGAACCAUUUCCAUUCAAGGCAUUCUUGUGACACCAAAAAAAAAAAGUUUGGAAAAAUAGAAAAUACAAUAUACAGUGCGAGGACCAGCGUCGAGGCAGCAAAUCCGCAAGGUGAUGGGGACUCAGACCCGAUCAUACUAGCAAAUAAGAUAACCCGCGAAACGCAAAGAAGGAUUCAGGCUGAGAUAGGAGCUCCAAACGCAAGGAUGUCGGCGCAGUGGCUUAAGAAAUUGGAGCCAAACCAGAUAAAGACCUAUGUGAGUCUUGCUCAUUAUCAUGAAGAGAAAAAGGCGGGGAGGGCCGGCCACGCCGCUUGUUUGACCACAGCAUCAACUGUAUUAAGCAACCAAAACCAAAACAGUACCACUACUGGCGGAGCCGUUGAAAUCCAGUCUGUGCCGCCACCACUUUCUCCUCCUGGUCGUUGGGACGCCAAUUUUCACGCCGACGACGGACCGCAAGCGAGAGCCUCGAUAAAACGCAUGGGCCGCGGCGACGCCGAAGAGGAGCUUUCGGAGAAAGCAGCUCAGGGGGUAACAAAUAUCGUCGAGGGAGCAACGCUUGCAGUGUCGUCGACUGCUGCAAGCGCGUGGUGCGCGAAGCGCUUUAAAGAUUUUGAUGCAAAAACGAUGCAGUCUCUCGAUCAGGUGCAUUCCGUCAACCGCAUCACUGCUAAUUCCGCUUCCAGCGACAACGCCGCGCAACAGCAUGCGCAAGCACACGCGGCCGAGACCCAGGCAGCUGCAUUGGCCGGCUUAUCCAAACAAGAGCGACGCGAGGCUAAGCGCGCAAUGAAAAAAGCGGAUAUGCAAGUGGCUGGAGACGUUGCCGCCGGGCUUACGAAUGAUGGCGAAGCGGGUCUUCAUAUCAUAUGUAAAAACGUCCCCACCCCAUAGUCAAGAUGGCAAAUCUGCUACACAAAUCUCCAAGUUUUGGAAGUUGUGCAUGACAAGUGUGCCCCUGCAGUGUAGUGCUGUUUAGCAAGGGAAACUGCAUAAGUAAGCCGUUUUGUCAUCCUGUUUACAGCGUCACAAAUUUUUCCAAAACACGGUCGGAAAUAGCUCUCUUGGUGGAGCUGCGCAUUAUAAAUGUUCGCGUCAUUGCACAUUUGCGUGACAACUGGGGUGGGGACAUUUUUCCUCAGGAUACUUCAUCACCUUGGCGAGGCUGCGCACGUCGUCGGGCGACCAAUCGUCGUGCGCGACAAGAACGGAGACUACGUCACCACACUGGGAAAGGGGCUUCCCGGGGAGCCGGUAGACCUAUCGCACAGCGUGAAUGCCGAUGGAUCGGGACACUGGUCGCUAACGCGCGAGGUCCGGAACCCAAACUAUUCACCCCCUGGUCAGGCGGGAGGCGUAAAUAAUUGCGCUUUCAAUGCUAUCGCUGCUGCCGUCUACGGGGAUCAAGGUCGUGGUGGAGAACUUCGAGGCAAGACUGUGGCUGCUAUUGCGAAAUCGCCGGGCCGCAUCGCAGCUGUUGCCUCAGAUAUACGCCGCUACCAGCACUACAUGGGAGGAAACUGGAAGAAAGAAAACGGCCACUACAUGGUGCUAUCCAAAAAAUCUCCCAUGUGGACAGACAUCGUGAAAAAGGCCCGAGCAAAAAACGCUUUGUUUGAGGAUAUCGACGAUAGCAAAGUCGAAUUCAUCGAGAUUCAUUUUUCAGCGAAGGGAACCACAGGCACGGGGGCCGAUGAUUUUGGAUGUCACCUUACCGGCGUCCCUUUUUGGUCAAAGCAAACGGGCACGCACAAGAGGCACGUCAAGGAAAAGAUGCACUGCCACUACGAAGCCAACACGAAGACGCACACAGAACAUGGACGCGCUGCGGAUGCCAAGAACUACGGAAAUAAUAUAAUUGUCUACGCGCCCGCUCACAGAAUGAGCCCAAGCCAAGCUGCGAUGAAUACCGAAUGGCCGAAGCACGGCUCUCUUUAUAAUGAUAGCAGUCACCUAGCGCGCUUUCACCGAGAAAUCCUACAACAGGCGAGGCUCAAUUUAUUGAAUGGACUGCAAAAUGCCUAUGCGAACAGCAAAGGGCGUGGGAAGCCGCCAUACCCGAUGGGUCCCGAUCCAGAUGGAAAGGUGAUUGGAUUUCCGAAAACCAAAGCAAUUGCGAAGCAUGCGGCGAACAUCUUCGGAGCUAACCCCAACGCGUUUCUCGGAGACCGGAACGCCAAAGAUGCAAUUUUUUUUCUAAUGCAACACAUGGAGGACGGCCGGUUUUUAAACCAGCCUGUCGGAUUCUGGAAACAGGUCCAAGGACAACGUCGGUAAGCUGCAACUCAAUCUGGGAUGGGCUUUCCGGUGCUCGCCCCUCCUUCAGGGGUGUCCAUGUGGCGAGAGGUGGUCGUUGAUAUAUAUGAAUAUCAUUCCUGCGCGAGGUCCCGCUCCACGGCUAUCGCUAGCUCUUAGCAAUGUCGGAGUAUGCAGCAACGAAUAUUUUGUCUUUUCGUGAGUGCAACCGCACCCUCAUCAAGUCUUCUUCUCGGAAUACUCGCACGAUUAGCGAUACGAGUCUAUGAUCGCUAUUUUUUUUUCCCCUGAUCGGCGUAAUGCUUCAUAAAUUCAAUUUGUGAAUUGUUCUCCGAUUGCUUGGGGUUUCGUUACUAUGUACAAUAUUUUUUUGGGCCAAGGCUACUACUCUGGAACAUGUGUUUUGCCUGCACGUUUUGCAUUUUUUCGUCUCAAAACGCAUUGCAAAAAUCGUAGAGGCCACACUAGAAAGCAUGUAUCGACCACCUGUACAAUGUCACUACUCAGAGUAGAGUUGUUUUAGUUUUUUCCUUGAGAAGAUUUAUUUUAGAUACAAAUGACCAACUUCAAUACUUGGUUGAAGGAAUUGAUAUACGCUGCUUCUGAAAGAGAAAGACCCAGUUUCCAAUAACAAUGAACACGUCGUCAGCAUCUAGAUAGAUCCAUAGCCAUACGAUUGGCAAUUCAUCGUAUGAGGAAGAUUUUAUCUAUCUUCCUGUCUGCACAAGCCAACGCAUUAUAUAGUGGAGGACCGCCUCAUGAUCUAGCGUGGAGAGUUUUCAAAUCACUAUGAAUUGAGUUCUACAAUGGACAAUUCAAAUUCUUGUGCCUGAGUGCUAGUUUCCAUCUUGCCAUGCAUGCUCAGCUUUUGCUUGCGCAUAGCAUGUGCUGCGCUUACUUACACGUAUGCUACUGCUACACAAAGAUCAGUUUCAGUUUCAACCUUUGGAAAAUGUAGUGAGAACAGUCUAUAGUUCCUUUUUUCUGCAUCCCAAGUGACAUACAGGAUAUCAAAUUGUGGACAAUUGCAGUGGUUUUCUUGAAAUUAGAGUCCCUGUGGUCCAUAGAGGCAGAAGUUGAGGUAUUUCUGAUCAUUAUGCCAACGCCUCCCGUGGAAUAUGAUUUUUGAUUCGCCGCCUAAGAAGACAAGUACUUGACGUGAACAAGUAUGCGCAAAGCAACUCGCGGUGAUUUUGAGGCUUCAUCCGGAGAUCAACCGUGAAGGAUUGUGACGCG